AUGGCGAAAAAGAGUAAAAAGAAUCAACAAAACUACUGGGACGAGGACUUCGAGGAAGAUGUGCCUCAGAGUGAACAACCACUUGAUUCAACUUCAGAGUCUCCUGUGGAGUCGCAAGAAGGCUCUGCUGCCCCAGAAGAUGGUGAAACUGAAGUCAUUGAAGCCGAUUUCAUGUCCACUUUGAAAAAAUCGAAGAAGAAAUCUGUUCAAAGAAACGAUGACGACAAAGCUGAGAAUGGCGCAAAUAAGCCUGUUUUGAAGUCGAAGAAGGAGAAGGAAAAGGAGAAGAAGGAGGCGGAAAAGCAAAGGAAGAAAGAGGAGGCUCAAAAGAAGAAAGCUCAGCAGCAGGCUCAGAAGGAGAAGAAUAAGGAGCUCAAUAAACAAAAUGCUGAAAAGAUUGCUGCAGAGAAGGAUGCCAAGAAGGACGGUUCCAAUGAGCCAGCUGAUACGAAAAAGGCUUCCAAAAAGCCUGGUAAAAAAGUUCCAGCUGGUAUUGCAGCUUUGAAACGUCAAUUGGAACUCAAGAAGCAAUUGGAAGAAGAAGAGCGUCUUGCUAGAGAAGAAGAAGAGCGUCUAGAGAGGGAAGAACAAGACAAAGCUGAAAAGGUUCUAAAAGAAUUGGAAGAAUCAAGACAAGCAAAGAAAGAAAAAGAGAGACUCAAAAAAGAAAAACUGAAAGCUGAAGGAAAACUUCUAUCCAAGAAACAAAAGGAAGAAAAAAAACUAUUGGAGAGAAGACGUGCUGCAUUACUUGCUUCAGGGAAUGUCAAAGUGGCUGGUUUGAACAAAAUAUCUAAUACCAAUGAAACUGCAAAAUCCAAGAAAAUCGUGUACGGAAAAAAGAAGAAGAAGACUACUGAUGAGCACGAGUCCGAGGUAUCUACUCCGCUAGUUUCCGAAUCAGUAAAAGCAGAAAAAUCUGAUGAAGAAGAAGAGGAUACUUUGAUGGAUGAUUGGGAGAACUUGGCUCUUAAUGAUGAAGAUGAAGAUGAAAAAGAAGCUGUUAAGGAAUCUGCCGAGCAAGAUAUAGGUUCCACAGUAGAAGAAAAUGAAGAAGAGCAAGAACAAGAGUCGCUAAAGACAGUUGAAAACGUAAGAUCGAUUGUUACCGAAGUUUCUGCCCACAGCGUUUCAAAAAAGUCCCCGGCUUCUUCAGGCGAAAAGGAUUUACGUUCACCAAUCUGUUGUAUCUUGGGUCAUGUUGAUACUGGUAAGACCAAAUUGCUGGAUAAAAUUAGACAAACUAAUGUUCAAGGUGGUGAGGCUGGUGGUAUCACCCAACAAAUUGGUGCCACUUACUUUCCUAUCGAUGCCAUCAAGCAAAAAACGAUUACAAUGACUAAAUACGAAAAACAGACGUUUGACGUUCCUGGGUUACUAGUCAUUGAUACACCUGGUCACGAAUCGUUUACCAACUUACGUUCGAGAGGCUCUUCACUUUGUAACAUUGCCAUUCUUGUUAUCGAUAUCAUGCACGGUUUGGAACAGCAGACUUUAGAAUCUAUUAGAUUACUAAGAGAUAGAAAGGCUCCGUUCAUUGUGGCGUUGAACAAAAUCGAUAGAUUGUAUGACUGGAAAUCCAUUCCAAACAACUCCUUUAGAGAUUCAUUUGAGCAACAACCAAGAUCAGUGAAAGAUGAGUUCGAAAAAAGGUUUGAAACCAUUAAGGUGGCUUUGGCUGAACAAGGUUUGAAUUCUGAACUAUAUUUCCAGAACAAAAAUAUGUCCAAAUAUGUUUCGAUUGUCCCAACAUCUGCUGUCACCGGUGAAGGUGUACCAGAUCUGUUGUGGUUAUUACUUGAACUAACACAGAAGAGGAUGUCGAAACAGUUGAUGUAUUUGUCGCAUGUGGAAGCUACAAUUCUUGAAGUUAAAGUUGUCGAGGGUUUCGGUACCACCAUUGAUGUUAUUUUAUCCAACGGUUAUCUAAGAGAAGGAGAUCGUAUUGUCCUGUGCGGUCUAAAUGGUCCUAUAGUAACGAAUAUUAGAGCUCUUCUUACACCACAGCCACUACGUGAACUACGUUUGAAAUCCGAUUAUGUGCAUCACAAAGAAGUAAAAGCUGCGCUUGGUGUCAAAAUUGCAGCCAACGACUUGGAAAAAGCUGUUUCUGGUUCAAGAUUAUUGGUUGUUGGUCCUGAUGAUGACGAGGAAGACCUCAUGGAUGACGUUAUGGAUGAUUUGACUGGUCUUCUGGAUUCCGUUGACACCUCCGGUAGAGGUGUUGUCGUCCAAGCUUCAACUUUAGGUUCUCUAGAAGCGUUAUUGGACUUUUUGAAAGAUAUGAAAAUUCCAGUGAUGUCUAUUGGUUUAGGCCCUGUAUAUAAACGUGAUGUUAUGAAGGCAGGUGCGAUGUUGGAAAAAGCUCCUGAAUUUGCUGUUAUGCUUUGCUUUGAUGUUAAAAUUGACAAAGAAGCUGAGCAAUAUGCCGAACAGGAAAACAUUAAAAUUUUCAAUGCCGAUAUCAUUUAUCAUUUGUUCGACUCUUUCACAGCCUACCAAGAAAGGCUACUGGAGGAACGUCGUAAAGACUUUAUGGAUUACGCCAUUUUCCCAUGUGCUUUGCAAACGUUGCAAAUUAUCAACAAACGUGCUCCAAUGAUUAUCGGUGUUGAUGUCAUCGAUGGUACCGUUCGUGUUGGCACACCAAUAUGUGCCGUAAGAACGGAUCCUACGACAAAGGAAAAGAUCAUCUUACAAUUAGGAAAGGUCACUUCGUUGGAAAUAAACCACCAGCCUUUCAAUGAAGUUAAAAAGGGUCAGACAGCGGCUGGUGUCGCUAUGCGUUUGGAAGAUCCAUCAGGCCAACAGCCUAUUUGGGGCCGCCAUGUCGACGAGACUGAUACACUAUAUUCAAUGAUCUCCAGAAGGUCCAUUGAUACUUUGAAAGAUAAAGCAUUUAGAGAUCAAGUUUCCAGGGCUGACUGGUUAUUGUUGAAAAAACUAAAACCGGUUUUCGGCAUUGAGUAA
This is a messenger RNA of Zygotorulaspora mrakii, 2970 nucleotides long. It is a transcript of the gene FUN12, whose product is annotated as translation initiation factor eIF5B. The coding region runs from base 1 to 2970 and encodes 989 amino acids. The transcript has a single exon. Gene Ontology annotation, molecular function: GTP binding; GTPase activity; translation initiation factor activity. Lineage: Eukaryota; Fungi; Ascomycota; Saccharomycetes; Saccharomycetales; Saccharomycetaceae. The record is from RefSeq and is a predicted model, not a curated record.